AUGAAGCUCAUCCCCAUUCUCAUCGUCUCGGUCCAAUUCGUACAAUGUACCUUGUGCAGCUCGCGGAGGCGCGUCGGCUCUCAGGUGCAGACUUCCAGCGGCAUUAUCAGCGGUCACGCAGCGAGCAAUGCAACAAGUGUUUCCGAAUAUCUCGGGAUCCCGUUUACUGGCAACGUUGCAGCCGCCAACCUUACUGCCGCUGGACUCGCGGAUAUUCUGCCAGAUUUUGAGGUAGGAGAUACCUUCAAUGAGAAUUGUCUCACACUCAAUGUUUGGGUCCCAAGUGGCGGGGAUGAGAACAAAGCGGUAAUGGUGUGGCUCUAUGGCGGAACAUUCUUGACUGGUGCGUCGAGUGAAUCAUUGUUCAAUGGACAGAACAUUGCCGGACAAGAAGACGUUAUUGUAGUAUCGAUCAACUACCGGACGACCAUCUUUGGGUUUCCAGGCAGCUCAUCAUUGCAGGAUCUCAACGUCGGGUUGCUUGAUCAGCGUUUGGGCAUUGAAUGGGUUCGUGAUAACAUCCAAGCUUUCGGCGGUGACGCUACCCGCAUCACGGCCUUCGGUCAGUCAGCCGGUGCCGCGUCGUUGGACUUCUAUUCCUAUGCAUAUGCAACAGAUCCCAUCCUGUCGGGUAUGAUUCUUGAAUCCGGGACGGUCCAGUUGAUCCCUCCAAUGGCAGAUAAUGUAGUGUCGUGGUUCAGUGUAGCUUCUCAGCUGAAGUGCGGGAAUUCUUCGUCCAACAGCACGGCGGUGACAGCCUGCAUGCAAUCCAAGGACGCCCUGGCGAUCCUUGUGGCGGCCUCGGGCGGCUCGGUCAAUUGGGGGCCCAUCGUUGACAACACCACCAUCUUCGCCGACUACACGGCUCGGACUCUUGCUGGCCGGUUUAGUAAAAUCCCCCUUCUCAUUGGGAAUAAUGGCAACGAAGCUGCCCUAUUUGCUGUCCAGGCAGAACUGAUGAACCAAACCGGGAUAACCGCCGACGUACUUGCUACCGUGAAUCUGAAUCGCUUCACCUGUCCCGCCGGCGCACGGGCCAACGCCAGCAUCACCGCAGGUUUGCCCACAUGGCGAUACCGCUACUUUGGAGAGUUCCCCAACACUGCACUGACAACGGUACCCGACCCGGGUGCCUGGCACGGAAGCGAGGUACCGGUAAUCUUCGACACCUUGCCCACCGGCACUGCAUUCCUGCGUCGACGAGCACCGAGGGCAGAGACAUUGAUCCGGCUGGCGUAUAACAACUUGACGGGAACAAACACGGUGAUACCGGCAACGUAUGAUGCCAGUUGUAAAGUUACCUUCCCGGUCAGUGCAACAAAUUCGACAACGUCGCAAAUACCAACAUCAACAACGCCGGUGCAGACCUCCUCGCACACUUCUGCUGCUUCUGGACUUGUCACAAGCGCAUGGAGCUUGGCCAUGCUUGCAAUCUUGGAUUUUUUGACUGAGGUUGAAAAUGUUCAACAGAGAAGAAUGCUUUCACGCAAGCUGGAGGUUGGAAGUGAGGUUGACGAGCCGAAUCUUGGCAACUCGCUUAGCGACGCCACUCGCAAUAGGGGUGUUGCAAGUUCGACAGCCUGGCUGGCUGCAAGUAAAACGGAUACUCUGCUCGGAUUCAGAGCAUCUAAAAGCUGGUGUAUAAGAACUACAGCUAGAAAAUGUGAGUAA
Molecule: messenger RNA, 1671 nt
Organism: Hyaloscypha bicolor E
Lineage: Eukaryota; Fungi; Ascomycota; Leotiomycetes; Helotiales; Hyaloscyphaceae
Product: alpha/beta-hydrolase
Exons: 5
Coding region: 1-1671 (556 amino acids)
Molecular function (GO): carboxylic ester hydrolase activity
Source: RefSeq, a predicted model, not a curated record